Molecule: messenger RNA, 2238 nt
Organism: Tetrahymena thermophila SB210
Lineage: Eukaryota; Ciliophora; Oligohymenophorea; Hymenostomatida; Tetrahymenidae
Product: ubiquitin
Exons: 1
Biological process (GO): modification-dependent protein catabolic process; protein ubiquitination
Cellular component (GO): cytoplasm; nucleus
Molecular function (GO): protein tag activity; ubiquitin protein ligase binding
Source: RefSeq, a predicted model, not a curated record
AUGGAAUUAGAAAUACCAUAAGUUGAAGAGAAUAAAGUUAAAAAAUUCUUUAUAUGCCUAUAAGAGCCAAAUGAUAGUUUUACUAUUUAACUGAGUCAAGAAGAAUUAGAAGGCUUAUCUAUAAAAGAGCUAUUAGAGAAAGCAAAUAAUGUCUAUAGCUUUAACCAUAAAUUUUGGCGCAUGGAGAGAAUAAGAAAUUAAAUUUAAAAUCUAUCUAAAUAAGAUGAAAAUGAGUAGUUAAUCAGUUCACAUUUCAAUCUAUUCCCUUUUUAUUUUUUUCCUUAAAAAUACAUUUUUGAAAUUGAUGUUAAAUUUUAAGAAGAAACUUAUCACUUUGAAUUACCAAUAGCGACAACGCAAAAAAAUUUACUAGAGAAUCUCUCAAAAAAAUUAAAUAUAAAUGAGAAACAGCUUUACUUACUGAGUGAAUCUUAGACUUUGAAGAAUCCAUUUUCCUCUUAUUCUUUAGCUAAUCUUUUCGUAGCAAAUGAUAAAAUAUUUUAUGAUGAUAAAGAAAUAUAUGUGGAUUUAAAUUUGAAAGUAACAGACAAUAUUCAAUUAUUUAACUUUGCACAUAGGACAGACAUUUAUUUGGGAGAUUAAUUAAUUUCUAAAAAUGAAACGUUUGCUCAUUCAGGAGUGAAAAAUGGAGAUAAACUCUACUCUUACUAUUUUAUCAAGGCUCAAAUUAAAGAUGUGCAAACUUAAAUCAAAAGCAACUUUACAAAAUAAGAAGCAAAAGAUUUAUACAAUAAAUAUUACCCAGAAGAAUAAGGUAGAAUCGUCACUGAGAUGAUAGGAGACACUUUAAAUAUCAAAUUAAACAAUGAUGAGGAAAUGAUUCUUACAAUAAAAUCUUUGUCAGGAGCAUAAUAUGAUCUAGGAGCUGAUGGAAAUAAUACUAUUGACUAAAUAAAACAAAAAUUAUCUUCUUUAUCAGAAGUAGAAUGUGAAUUUAUGAAGCUUAUAUUUUGUGGAAGGUAGCUAGAAGAUAAUUUUACUUUGAACAAUUAUGAGAUUAAGGAUGGCAGUAUUAUACAUCUUGUCUUAAAACCAGGCGCAAAAAUAAAAUUUAAUCCAAUUUAAUAAGAUGGUGAGAUAUCAAUAAAUAUUAAAACUCUCACAGGGUAAACUUUAGCACUAAAAUGCAAACUUAAUCAGAAAGUAGAGUAGUUAAAGAACUAAAUUUCAGAAUAACUUGAAAUUUCCCCAACCUAGUAGAGGUUAAUUUAUGCAGGAUAAUAAUUAGAAGAUGACUAAUAAUUGUAUUUUUACAAUUUAUAAAGAGAUUGCGUUGUACAUCUUGUUUAGACAUUAAAAAAAACUGUUGAAAUAUAGUAGUAGCCUAAAUAAAAGUCAUUAGAAAAACAUAAAUAAGAAAAUAAAUUUUUAAACAUUUAAAUAAAAACUCUCACUGGAAAAUAAAUUUAGUUGAAGUGUAAAUUGUAUGAUUCAGUAGAGAUCUUAAAAUACCACAUCUAAGAUUCUGAAGGCAUUCCUAUAGAUCAGCAGAGAUUAAUCUUUUAGGGUAAAGAAAUUGAAAACGAUUAUUCUUUAGAUAUGUAUGAAAUAGAUGAUGGGGAUAUUAUAAAUUUAGUACUUAGGUUGAGAGGUGGUGGAUGUCCUGAAGAAAAAAAACUAUUUGUUAACCUUGAAAAUGAAAAAUCUAAAAAAGAAGUAGAAUUUUCUGAACAUGCACCAAAAUAUAGAUAAGCUACUGAUGGAUUAAAUAUUGAAGCUAUUUGCCGUAAUUCUAGUUGCAAGUACUUUAAAAAAUAAGUUAUCAUAAAAAUAGGCUACAUCUUUGUAGAAAUAGUAGCUGAUAAAUCAUAAAAAAUAAAUUGCCCAGGAUGUAGUAUACUUCCAUAAGUAAUUACAUGUGGUUUCGUAAACUGUCAAUAUUCCUGGUUUGGCUUAAAAAUAGAAAAUGGAGUUGAGAGAAAAGUAUAAUCCAAAAUACUUGAAGCAUGUAAUGAUAAAUAUACUACAUAUGAUCCAGUAAAAGAAAACGGAUAAUCAAAUAUGGUAGAAUGGAAGCUUCUUUAUGUGUAUGCAAAUUAAAAAGAAAGCCUUAAAUUUCCUAAAUGCUAUAUUUGUCUAAGAAGAAUAUUUUAUGAAGAGCAAAUGACUCACUCUGAAUAAUGCUUAGAUAAAUAGAAUCAUAUUUGCCAUAUUGACUGUCUUAAAAGUUUAUUGCAUUUGGAAAAAAAAUGUUUAUUGUGCUUAAAAAAUUAUUGA